Molecule: messenger RNA, 1399 nt
Organism: Daucus carota subsp. sativus
Lineage: Eukaryota; Viridiplantae; Streptophyta; Magnoliopsida; Apiales; Apiaceae
Product: putative F-box protein At3g17490
Exons: 1
Coding region: 164-1399 (411 amino acids)
Molecular function (GO): protein binding
Source: RefSeq, a predicted model, not a curated record
UCCGAAUUCUAGUAUAACUCAGCCUUAGGCAGUGAUUUUCUUUCUCCUUGUUGUAAUCAAUCGCAACUAUAUAUAUGGAACCUGUAUAACUUAACAUCGACGAUCAAAAACCAGCAAAAUACCCGGCAUCACCAGCCGACGCAGAUUGAAAGCACCCCUAUCGAUGGAGAAGGAAGAGCAGCAGCAAAAACAACACGCAUCGCCAUGCAUGCAGAAAAGGAGGAUUAAAAGGAAUACAAAGCCUGAGCUGCCUGAAGAUUUAAUACAUAACGAGAUCUUGACUAGACUCCCAGCUAAAUAUCUUGUGCGAGUCAGCUUAGUUUGUAAAUCCUGGAGAUCUCUCAUCUCUAACUCUAAAUUCGUUAACUCGCACCUUACUCGUCUACUCUCCUGCAACUACGACAAGGACGAAGACCUAAUGAUAUAUAAGAAAGAUACUACAGAUCAUGGAAUAUUCAUUCUGUCCAAUUCCGAUGAAAUUCACCCCCGUGCAGUGUCCAGAAUUUGUGACAGAUUGGUUGGUUCCAUCAAUGGUUUAGUUUGCAUGUCUUCCAGAUACGGAGAAAAGUUCUGUCUCUGGAACCCUGCUACCGCGCAAUUGGUGGAAGUGUAUCUUCCAUUACAGCAUUCUAAGAAUUGCAGACACGUUCUUGGAGGAUUUACUUGGGAUGAUCUGCAGAAUGAUUAUAAGGUGAUGGUGCUGUGCCAUGAAAUUUCAAACGAGUCGUCGAGGAAAAUCUGUAUUUACUCAUCUAGUUCUGCUAGUUGGACUGAAGUGGAUGUCAUUGAUCAUUUUAUGUGGCCUGAUGGACCUUUUAAUUUCCGUUUCACGGUUCCUAAUACCAUUGUGAAGGGAAUCCCUUACUAUUUGCGUCAAGGUGAACUCACCGUGUACAAGUUUGAUGUUAACAAGUUUAUAUAUUUGCCUCCUUUAGAUUCGAACAAAAUUCGCGAUAAAGUGUUUACAAUUGUCAAUGUCAAAAAUUGUCUUGUUGGUAUGGCGAGGAACUAUCAAGAUAAUUCGGUGGAUAUCUAUUCUUUGGACGACGAAUCUCCCGGUGGUGCUUGGAGUAAGAUGUACACUACGGAACCUGUAAUUCUCCGAAGUUGUGUUCCAUCACAGUGUUAUAGAAACGGCGGUAAAAUUUUAAUUGCUAGCUAUGCCGUCCCACUGUCUGCCAUUAAUCGCAAAAUAAAAGAAACAACCGAGUUGGCUGAGUUUCACAGGGAUUAUCAUAGUUACAACAGAAUAUGUUUCAGUUAUACGCCUGGUUUGGUUUGUGUCCAAGGAAUGAAGUCGAUGCUGGAGUUUUUAAGAUGUAAAAAGUCACAUAGAUCAACUUUAAAAAUGUCUAGUCCAUUCUGUAACUGGUUCAGCAGCUACUCAGAUUGUCAAUAA